Molecule: messenger RNA, 5148 nt
Organism: Ilyonectria robusta
Lineage: Eukaryota; Fungi; Ascomycota; Sordariomycetes; Hypocreales; Nectriaceae
Product: cytokinesis protein
Exons: 2
Coding region: 1-5148 (1715 amino acids)
Biological process (GO): mitotic actomyosin contractile ring assembly; barbed-end actin filament capping; actin filament bundle assembly
Cellular component (GO): mating projection tip; cell division site
Molecular function (GO): small GTPase binding; actin binding
Source: RefSeq, a predicted model, not a curated record
AUGGCAGACAAGACGAGGCAGUCCUCGGGCGGCCGCUCCAUCUUCUCCCGCAGCAAACAUAAGGAGAAGGACAAGCGCUAUACAGAAGACUCCCGAUACCCACCAGACGACGCCGCCAGCUACCGCUCCUCGCGCCACCACCGAGAAUCCUCCAACGUCUCUAUUGAGCGCUCAGGGUCUCCUGAUGGAGGCAUCAACACCAUGGCCGGGGUCAUUACCUCAAUCCCCUACGAUACCCUCGCCGGCGGCUCCCGAUCCCCGAUCCCCGUCGAAUAUCUACCCAAGGGCGAGCAGGUGCCAGUGCGCCGUGAACCCCUCCCUCACCACCUCAAUAAAGGGAUGGACUUUCACCAAUAUCCCAGCUUCGAUGCGCCCACUACACCCACCGGCGCCCAUUCCCCCGGUAGGUCACCGGCUCCCAAUAACCUCACCAUGGCUUCAACAGGUCGCCAGGCCCAGUACCAGCAGUGGGGACCAGGCACACCCCGAGGCAGCUCAACCCCCACAAACGGCGGCCGAUACGACUCUUACAUAUCCUCCAACGGACGGGGCUCUGCCGAUAAUCUGAGCGUCUACUCAGGGAACCCAGGCCCAAACGAUCCCAGGCUCUCGCGCGCAUCAAAUCUGGCACCGCCCGGUGCUUCCGCCCAAAGCACAUACGCCAACCAGCAAUCCCACCGCCUAACCAAGUUUCCCGGACCUGGACAGGGCGGCCACGAUGGUUUUCACUUCCCGAAACCCGACGACGAUAAUGUGGUGGAACAGAUGUUCCUCCAGCUCAUGCAGAAGCGAGGGUGGCAUAACCUCCCCGAGCAGGCUAGGAGGCAAAUGAUGGCAUACCCUUCGCAGAAGAAGUGGACGCUGCUAUACCAGGACCGACUCACCGAAUGGCAGGGCGAGCAGAAGCGCAGACAGAGUGUCCGCCCGAACCAAUAUGCAGCCCCCGAUAUCACCACUUACUCCGACGAGGAAGGUACCCCUGAAUGGUACGUGAGACGAGUCAUGGAGGAUAGACUUGACACCAAGGGAAUGGGGAGUUUGGAAGUCAACUUGAGAACCCAGCAGAUUGGCUGGGUCAAGAGAUUUGUUGAAUGUCAGGGCCAGGUCGCCCUGAUGACCUUGCUGCUUAAGAUCAACCGCAAGACAGCGCAGGGCCCUGCGCAACCAGACACCAACAGGUCCGAUAAGAACCUCGACCGCGAGUAUGAUAUUAUCAAGUGUGUCAAGGCCCUUAUGAACAACAAGUUUGGUGCCGAUGAUGCCCUCGUUCACCAGAAGGUCAUGGUCGCCCUCGCGACCUCACUCAUCUCGCCGCGCCUGACCACCAGGAAACUGGUCAGCGAAAUCCUCACCUUCUUGUGUACUUGGGGUGAAAAUGGCGAAGGCCAUCUUAAAGUUAUCCAGGCGAUGGACGAGGUCAAGUCGCAGGCAGGCGAGAAUGGCCGAUUCGACGCCUGGAUGCGCUUGGUGGAGGUCACGGUUGAUGGCCGCGGAAAGAUGGGUAGUCUGGUGGGUGCGAGUGAAGAGUUGAGGACUGGCGGCAUUGGCAUGGAGAACCUACUCAUGGAAUACGCGGUUGCUACGCUUUUCCUCAUCAACAUGAUGGUCGACUCGCCCGAGAAGGACCUUCAGUUGCGAAUUCACAUUCGCGCCCAGUUCACAGCAUGUGGCAUCAGGCGCGUCCUGCACAAGAUGGAGGGGUUCCAAUAUGACCUCCUGGACAAACAAAUCGAGCGGUUCCGCACCAACGAAGCCAUUGACUACGAGGAUAUGCUCGAGAGGGAGAAUAGCAGCAUCAAGGACAACGUUGAAGGCGAUGUAAAGGAUCUUACCGACCCCGUGCAGAUUGCCGAUGCCAUUCAGCAACGCCUCGUGGGAACAAAGACGCAAGAUUACUUCGUCUCAGCCCUCCAGCACCUCAUGCUCAUCCGAGCCAACGAUGGCGAGGAGCGCCUGCGCAUGUUUCAGCUAGUCGAUUCAAUGUUAAGUUACGUGGCCAUGGAUCGACGACUACCCAACAUGGACCUCAAGCAAAGCCUCAACUUUACUGUCCAGAGUCUGCUCGACAAGCUACACACAGAUUCGGAGGCCCGGCAAGCUCAGGAUGAGUCUCUCGAGUCGCGGCAGAUAGCCGAGGCCGCGAUGGCAGAGCGUGAUGAGAUGCAGGCAAGGCUUGAACUUGGCGCUGAUGGACUGGUCGCCAAGAUGCAACGGCAGAUGGACGAGCAAACCCGGUUUAUCGAGGCCCAAAGGCGGCAAGCAGAUGGGCUAAAGGCCGAAUUGGAAAAUAUACAAACCGUGCGAGCCAAGGAGGCUCAACGUAACGAGCUGGAGACGCGAGAGCUGUACCUCAUGCUCCGAGACGCUCAGGAUAUCGCCGCUUCGAAGGCAGUCAAGAGCAAUGCCAAGGCCGCACCCAAUGAACCCCCGGCCCAAAUGCAGGGCAUCUUGGAUCGCGAUCGUCUCAUGGAGCGCCUCCAGAUGCAGAUUGAGCGACAGAAGACCCAGUUCAAGCUGGAAGGCCGCGUGUGGGGAGAAGCCGUCGGCCCCUCAGAUCGCCUUCGGGCCCUUCGAGAGGAAAUGGAGGGAGAUGUCCCGACCACACCCCCCGGCGGUGGAACACCACCUCACGACUUCACAAACAGUAUGCUCGGCAGCAUCAACCGACAGACCAAGAUCCCCCGAAAGCCUAUCAGGCGACGCGGAGAGGACGGCGAGGUGAUUGAGGAAGGAGACGAAACCGAGGGCGAGGAUGGCGUCGUCUACGAGAAGCCCAGAAUCAUCGAGAUGAAGCGGCCGGUCAUGGAUCCCAGGCAGCAGGCUGGCUUGCUUGGAGAGAUUGGAUCCAAGGUCAAGAGAUACGACGCCAGCGAUUCGGAGGAUGGCGAUACCACUACCGGCCUAUCUCACCCCAGCAUGGAGUCGCCCAUCACAACCCCUGGCGAUGGCGAAGCGCCCAAGAUCCAAGUUACCCGGGCAGGUGGACCACCACCGCCGCCUCCUCCGCCACCACCUCCCCUGCCCGGACAUCUACCCGGGGCCCCCCCACCUCCGCCGCCGCCGCCGCCUCCGCCUCUACCGGGUCACCUUCCCGGAGGUCCGCCGCCGCCACCUCCGCCGCCCCCUCUACCUGGCAUGUUGCCCGGUGGACCCCCGCCUCCUCCUCCGCCUCCGCCUCUCCCUGGUGCUGCGGGAAUGCCACCACCGCCACCUCCCCCGAUGCCUGGCGCAAAGUCUGGUCAUUUCUUGCCUCAGCAAGCAGGCUUUGUGGCUCCCGGCAUUGGCUUGCCUGUUGUGCGACCCAAGAAGAAGCUCAAGGCUCUGCAUUGGGAGAAGGUCGAUACCCCUGAGACCAGUCACUGGGCGGCUCACACACCCUCUGCCGAAGAGCGCGAGGAGAAAUACCAAGAGCUCAGUAAAAAGGGUAUCUUGGACGAAGUCGAGAAGCUGUUCUUGGCCAAGGAGAUCAAGAAGAUUGGCAUGGGAAGCUCUAAGAAGGAUGACAAGAAGCAACUCAUUUCUUCCGAUCUGCGGAAGGCUUAUGAAAUUGCUUUUGCCAAGUUCUCCCAGCAUUCUGUUGAAAAGGUCGUGCAAAUGAUUAUUCACUGUGACACAGAAGUCUUGGACAACCCUGUGGUCAUGGACUUCCUGCAAAAGGAUGACCUGUGUAACAUCCCGGACAACACCGUCAAGCAGAUGGCACCUUACAGCAAGGACUGGACUGGACCCGAGGCCACCAAGCAGAACCGAGAGAUGGACCCCACUGAACUUACUCGCCAAGAUCAGAUUUACCUGUACACUGCGUUUGAGCUGCAUCAUUAUUGGAAGAGCCGAAUCAGGGCGCUGGCACUCACACGAAGCUUCGAGCUUGACUACGAGGAGAUCAACGAGAAGAUUCGCCAGGUUGUUGCUGUAUCUGAGUCUCUACGGGACUCCGUGUCUCUCAUGAAUGUCCUCGGUCUCAUUUUGGAUAUUGGUAACUACAUGAACGACGCAAACAAGCAAGCGCGCGGCUUCAAGCUCAGCUCUCUAGCAAGACUAGGCAUGGUCAAGGACGACAAGAACGAGUCGACGCUGGCAGAUCUCGUGGAACGAAUUGUUCGAAACCAAUAUCCUGAGUGGGAAGGCUUUGCCGAUGAUAUCGGCGGUGUCAUGAUUGUGCAAAAGAUCAACAUUGAGCAGCUUCAAACCGACGGCAAGAAGUACAUCGACAACAUCAAGAACGUCCAGAUGUCACUGGACUCGGGCAACCUGAGCGAUACCAAAAAGUUCCACCCUGAAGAUCGAGUCAGUCAGAUUGUACAGCGAUGUAUGAAGGAGGCCAGGAGGAAGGCGGAGCAGAUGGAACUUUACCUGGAUGAGAUGAUGAAGACUUACAAGGAUAUUAUGGUCUUCUAUGGCGAAGACCCCGGUGAUGAGAAUGCCCGACGAGACUUCUUUGCCAAGCUGGCCCUGUUUGUGGGCGAGUGGAAGAAGUCGCGGGACAAGAACGUCACGGUGGAGGCGACGAGGAAGCGCAACGAGGCGUCGAUGAAACGAAAGCACGCCCAGUUGAAGAUCAACAACGCGACCGGAGACGCUGGCCCUACAUCUCCUUCCAACACUGGCGCAAUGGACUCCCUGCUGGAGAAGUUGCGCGCUGCCGCGCCGCAGGUUCGGGACCAGAGAGACCGACGCCGCCGUGCGCGCCUCAAGGACCGACACCAGGUCCGUGUUGCAUCAGGGCAGAAGAUUCCGGAUAUCGACGAGAUUCCCGAAGCCGAAGCCACCAUAAAGGCGGCUGCGGAGCCGACCAUCGACGAAGAUGGAAACCCGCUGAGCCCAAGCUUGUCGUCGCCUAGAGAAGGCGGAGACGACGUUGCCGACCGGGCAGCAGCACUACUUCAGGGCAUGCGUGGAGGUGAUGGCGCAGAUGAUAAUGACCCGGAGAGGCGGGAGAGUAUGCGAAAAGCGAGGAGACAGACAGCAGAGGAGGAGCGGAGACUACGUAGGAGAAGACGAGAGAAGGCCAGCGCCGCUCAACCCGAGGAUGGCAAGGAAGAGACGAAAGAGGAGGCUACAACAGAGAACGGCCACGCAGGAGAGGACUUACUAUCACCGACAACGUCCACGAAUGGUGAGCCCGCAGAGGAGGAGGAAAAGGCAUGA